This is a messenger RNA of Uncinocarpus reesii 1704, 669 nucleotides long. RefSeq lists its product as uncharacterized. NCBI's taxonomy places the organism in Eukaryota, Fungi, Ascomycota, Eurotiomycetes, Onygenales, Onygenaceae. Gene Ontology annotation, biological process: transport. The transcript has 5 exons. Bases 1 to 669 code for a protein of 222 amino acids. The record is from RefSeq and is a predicted model, not a curated record. Gene Ontology annotation, molecular function: transmembrane transporter activity.
AUGGACGACAUUAGCAUACCCUCCGGUGCCAAAAACGAACUCGAGCCCAAGGUCGCGCCGACUGUUAAGCGAAAAGACUAUAGAGGCUUUGUAGCUGGGGUAUUUUCAGGGAUUGCAAAGCUGAGUGUUGGCCAUCCAUUUGAUACCAUCAAGGUCCGAUUGCAAACAACGAAGAGCGCCCGUUUCAGCGGUCCGGUAGAUUGCCUCCUACAAACUAUUCGUAAAGAGGGAGUAACAGCUUUGUACAAGGGCGCAACGCCUCCGCUGAUGGGAUGGAUGGUCAUGGAUUCCGUCUUCGAUAUCAUGGCAUUCCGGGACUUUACCAUGGGCUUUCCGCCACGCUCCUCUUCCGAUCAUUCUUCUUCUUUUGGUGGGCUUUCGGCGCCUGCGAUCAAUUUCUGGGCUGGCGGCCUUUCUGCGCAGGUAUUCUGGAUCACGUCAUAUCCCUCCGACGUUGUGAAGCAACGGAUAAUGACGGACCCGCUGGGGGGCGGGCUCAACGAUGGGGAGAGAAAGUUUCAUCGCUGGAGGGAUGCGGCGAUCGCUGUAGGGAGGGAGAACGGCUGGAGGGGUUACUGGCGAGGAUUUUUGCCAUGUUUUCUGAGGGCCUUUCCUGCGAACGCGAUGGCGUUGGUGGCCUUUGAGGCUGUGAUGAGAUGGCUACCCUGA